AUGAAUUCACAUUUAAUCAAACGAAAUAUAUUACCAGACGUUCGUAACAAUGUUUUACGACGUUUAUUUUUUAAAAAUUAUUCGAGACGAUAUUCUUCUUUAAUUAACAGUGAUGUACAAGAGACGAGACAUAUACCAGAACUUGAACUUACGGCAAUACAACUCAUUCACGAAGCUACUGGAGCAAAACAUUUACAUAUAGCACGAGAAGAUAAUAAUAAUGUUUUUGGUGUAGGAUUUUCAACUCCACCUACCAAUAAUUGUGGGACUUGUCAUAUUUUGGAACAUACCACAUUAUGUGGUAGUGAAAGAUUUCCGGUUAGAGAUCCAUUCUUUAAAAUGUUAAAUCGUAGUUUAGCAAAUUUUAUGAAUGCAUUUACUGAUGUUUAUAUGGAUGCAACAUUACAUCCUAAUUUGAAAGAAUUAGAUUUUAAACAAGAAGGAUGGAGAUUGGAACAUGAAAAUCCUCUAGGUGUUGUCUAUAAUGAAAUGAAAGGACAAAUGGUACAACAAGAAAUGUUUCCAAAUACUAUAUAUGGAUAUAAUAGUGGCGGAGAACCUAAAUAUAUUACCGAUUUGACAUAUGAAGAACUCUUGAAUUUUCAUAAAUCACAUUAUCAUCCUAGUAAUGCUAAAAUUUAUACAUAUGAUCAUUUAAUAGCAAUUAAUGAAAAAAUCAAGGGAUUCGGAAAAAUAGCACCAGAUGAGGGUAUUAAAGUUGCCAAACCAUUUGAGUUUCCACAAAGAGUGAAAUUUAAUGGACCACUUGAUCCAAUGAAUAGUCCAGAAAAACAAACCAAAUUUUCAAUAUCAUAUUUGACAAAUGAUAUUACAGAUGUAUUUGAAACAUUUGCAUUAAAAUUAUUUUCCUAUUUAUUACUUGAUGGACAUUCAUCUCCAAUGUAUAAAGCAUUGAUAGAUACAAAUAUUGGUUCUGAUUUUUCAGAAAAUACAGGAUAUGAUGAUUCUACAAGUUCAUUAUCUAUUGGAUUACAAGGAAUGAAAUCUCAAGAUAUAGAGUUGGCGGAAAAAACCAUUAGAAAAGUUCUUGAGGAUAUACAUAAAAAUGGAUUUGAUUCUAAGCGCAUUGAAGCUGCUUUACACCAAACUGAAUUAAGCAAAAAACAUCAGAUCUUUUGGAAAUUAAUAAGGUUAGAAAUCAUAAAAGAAAAACUUAAAUCUGGUCCAUUCUUUCAAUCUCUCGUUGAAAAAUAUUUCUUCAAUAAUCCACAUAUUCUCACUUGUAUAAUGGAACCAGAUUCAAAUUUUACUCAAGAACUUAAUCAAGAGGAAGAAAAACGUUUAGAAUCAAAAAUAAAUUCCUUAUCACUGUCAGAUAAAGAAAAAAUUAAUGAACAAUCAUUAGAAUUAUUAAAGAAACAAGAAGAAACGGAAAAUCUUUCGGUAUUACCUACUUUGAAAGUAGGAGAUAUACCAUUACAAAUGAGAAGGUUUAAUUUGGAUUUUAAUGAUGUUGAAGGAUGUAAAGUACAAUGGAGGAAAACAGCUACAAAUGGAAUCACCUAUUUUAAAGCUAUUUGUAAAAUUGAAGAGGAAUUACCUGAAGAAUUGAGAUUAUAUUUUCCUUUAUUUACUCAAGUGUGCACAAAGACUAAAACAAUAGCAGAAUUAGACGACGAAAUACGUCUUUAUACCGGUGGCAUUAGUUGUUCUCCUACUGUGAGCACUGAUCAUUCUGGACAUUGUCUUGACAGAAAUAUAGAUAAUAUGUAUGACAUAAUUAAACAACUUUUAUUAGAAACUAAUUUUGAUAAUGUUGAAAAAUUGAAAACCAUUUUAUAUGGGAAUGCAUCAAACAUGAUGAAUUCCGUUGUCGAUUCAGGACAUGAAUAUGCGAGAACUUUCGCGGCUUCACGAAUUGCACCUGCUAUGGGACUUGCUGAAAUUUAUGGUGGUAUGACACAAGUGUAUUUCAUGAAUAAACUAGCGCAGUCCAAAGAUUUUGAUAUUAUUGUAAACAAAUUAAAGAUUUCAUCAUUGGUAUUAAAUAAACCAUCUUUAAGAGUCGCGAUAAAUUGUAGUUCGGAAAUUGUUAACAAAAAUGAAACCGUAUUAAAAAAAUUUUUGAAUGGAUUUCCCGAAAGUAAUAAUAAUUAUAAUAGAGAUAAAGAAAACAUAGAAAAACUUAAAUUUCAAAUAAAAAAUGAGAAAGCUUUCUUUCCAUUUCCGUUUGCAGUAAAUUUUUGUGCAAAGGCUUUCAGAGGUGUUCCUUAUUCUCAUCCCGACAGUGCUAAAUUACAGGUCUUAUCAUCAUUAAUGAAAACUCACUAUUUGCAUCGAGAAAUUCGUGAACGAAAUGGAGCUUAUGGAGGUGGCGCAGUUUAUUCAUCAACAAAUGGAAUAUUUUCAUUUUAUUCAUAUCGAGAUCCAAAGGCAUUAGAUACAUUAGAAACAUUUCAUAAAUCAAUAAAUUGGGUUUUAGAUAGAAAAUUUACUCAACAGGAAAUUGAUGAAGCAAAAUUAUCAAUAUUUCAAGGUUUAGAUGCACCAAUAAGUGUUUCACAAGAAGGAAAUAUUUAUUUCAGUGAAAGAAUUUCUGAUGAUUUAAGACAAAAACGACGUGAACAAUUAUUAUCAAUAACUGAAGGGGAUGUUAAAAUAGCAGCAAAUUUAUAUUUAAAAAAACAAUUUGAAGGAUCUAAAGAAUAUUCUAUUGCUAUAAUUGGUCAAGAAAGUGAUGAGAUUCAAAAUAAUAGUGAUUAUAAAAUAUAUAAAUUGGAUAUUGGUGAAGAAAAAGAACAGAAAUCUGAAUAA
Diversispora eburnea is the source of this 2775-nucleotide messenger RNA. The record is from the annotation of a GenBank genome assembly. Lineage: Eukaryota; Fungi; Glomeromycota; Glomeromycetes; Diversisporales; Diversisporaceae.